Molecule: messenger RNA, 2029 nt
Organism: Carassius carassius (crucian carp)
Lineage: Eukaryota; Metazoa; Chordata; Actinopteri; Cypriniformes; Cyprinidae
Gene: golm1
Product: golgi membrane protein 1
Exons: 10
Coding region: 196-1377 (393 amino acids)
Cellular component (GO): Golgi apparatus
Source: RefSeq, a predicted model, not a curated record
CGUGGACAUUAGUGAAUCCGAGCGAAGUGCGCAUGCGCGUUGCCGUUCUACGCAAAAACUGCGGUUUAUUGCGAUUUCAUCCCGGAAAGACUGUCGAAUAUCGGUAUUUUUCAUGCUCCAUCUCUGUUCCUGAAGAGACCUGCUACAUUUAACCCCGAAACCCAUUUUGCGGUGUUUGUGGGACUGUGACUGAGCAUGAUGGGUGCUCUUGGGAACAGUCGACGUGGCGGUCGCUCUCCGCCUUUGCUGGUGGCGGCUCUCAUCGCCUGCGUCCUCCUGCUCGGCUUCAACUACUGGGUCUCAAACUCAAGAAAUGUCGAGCUGCAGAGUAGGUUGUUGGAGAUGGAGAGCCGCAUGAGGCAGCUGGCUGCAGACAGAGACAGAGAGCAGGAGAGCAAGCUGAAGGCCGAGGACAAGAAGCGCAGACAGGACGAUCAGCUGGAGUUAAUGCAGGAAACACACCAGAGACAGCAGGAGAACGCUCUCAACACCUGGAAACACGAAAGAGAGAAUCUAAAGCUCAACAUUUCCUCCAGUGCUAAAACGGUGCAAGAGAUGAAGAAUCGAAUGAAGUCAUUAAUGGAGGAUGUCAAUAAAAUGCAGAGCGAGCUGAAAUCCUGUCAAAGUAACAUGGACACAAUCAGUAAGAAAGCCUCCAGUGAAAUGACUCAGUGUAACAAACAAAUUGAGGCCAUGAAAGAGGAAUGCAAUGCAAACAUCGCAGCUGGCAAACUGGAAAAGCACAAAACAUCUGAGAAAGUUGCUCCACAGAAUGCUGAUGGUUCCAUGCAGAAAGUCAAAGCCAAAUCUGAUGUUCCCGCUACAAACCAUUCAGAUAAGAAUGAGGCAGAAAUUCCAAAAGGCAAACCAGAUGUGGAUUCAAAGUCUAAAAAGGAUGCUCACAUCCAAACCAAUGAGUUAGUUGUGGAAAGGGAUGAGAACGAUGCUGUAGUUUUACAAGACUCUCCCAUUCCCACCUCCAAACGAACCAAUAAGAAUGAGACUCGUAACAAACCAGCCAAUGAAGAAGUUCCAAAAGCAGAGGUGGACGUUAAAGCGCCAGCUGCAAAGAAUGCAGAUACUGUAAUGGAUGAAGCAGGGAUUUUAGACCCAAAGGAAGAUGACAUGGGGAUUGGAGACGAGAAUGAGGAAGAUGCCAAAAUCGAGGACAGGAAAGAGGAAGACGCAGCAAUUGGGAAAGAAGAUGCCAUUAUGUACGACAAUGAGGGCGAGAUAGAAAAACAGCUCUCCAGGAUUAAAGAUGAAAAUCUAGGUGCUGGUCAAGAUCUAGAGGAUGAUGUGGCAAAUUAUAACGGUGAUGAUGACAACCAACCGGAGUCUGAGGAUGAGAAGCAGGAAGAGCUUGCAGAGAUGUAGUUCCUGGUCACAUGAUGUGCCUGCUGACAGCAACCAUCCCUCAGCUAAAGACUGUCACAGACUCUCAUUAGUGGCCGUUCUGAAGCUCCCGGCGGUGGGAAAGGACACCUGCUGUAAAGACUGAUUUGUGCUGGAUGAAUACUGUGUACUGAAGGAUACAAGUUCAAAUCUCAUACGCCUUACCAGGACAGGCAUGAUGAAAACAUUCUUUUUCUAGUCCUGAUUUUAGGUUAAACUUGAAUGUAACUACUACUCUUCUGAUAUCGAGCCUUUAAAUGAAUGCAUCAUGGUGGAUUUUCCUUCUUAAGCGAAAGAUGCUUUGUUUUUUAACAAAAUCAACAGCUGUUCUGUUACAAAAGCUACUUUAUCUUGUCUUCAUGGUUUAUGUUCUGUUUUGAUGUCUAAACAUUUUAGCAGCUGAAAAUUGCAUAGGAAUAUUAGAUGUUUAGACUGAAAAAAGCACUUAUCACUCAUUUAACAGUGAAAACAGGGCAAGUAUUUUAUUUGCUGUAAAAUGUUACUUUUAUGUUAAUGUAAAGAAUUGCAUUUAAAUUUAUUUUAACAUUUAAUGUUGGGAACUGGAAUUUUAUUUUAUUAAGAGAAAUGGGUUUCUUACUGAAUUUAUGAUCUUAUAAUAAAUAUUUCUGUUGCA